AUGAUGAUCUGCGCACACAAUGCGCGAACGCUUGCAUCGGGAGCGUCCAUUGAAGAUCUUAUGAUACAAGCCAGGAAGACUAACUACACAAGAGGAAGAGGAAUUGGUCCAGCAUCAACCUGCGAUGAAACCGACGUCGAUGCCCUCUAUGCGUUCCCACAAAGUUUCACAGAGAAGAUAAUAACAUCUACAAAGUCAUUGUUGGUCACAUCAACGUCAGAAUUAGCCCUACAAGAUGCCUGA
This is a messenger RNA of Necator americanus (New World hookworm), 243 nucleotides long. RefSeq lists its product as uncharacterized. Lineage: Eukaryota; Metazoa; Nematoda; Chromadorea; Rhabditida; Ancylostomatidae. The coding region runs from base 1 to 243 and encodes 80 amino acids. The transcript is spliced from 2 exons. The record is from RefSeq and is a predicted model, not a curated record.